Brettanomyces bruxellensis is the source of this 1917-nucleotide messenger RNA. RefSeq lists its product as uncharacterized. Gene Ontology annotation, molecular function: carbohydrate:proton symporter activity. Gene Ontology annotation, biological process: carbohydrate transport; transmembrane transport. Lineage: Eukaryota; Fungi; Ascomycota; Pichiomycetes; Pichiales; Pichiaceae. The record is from RefSeq and is a predicted model, not a curated record. Gene Ontology annotation, cellular component: membrane. The coding region runs from base 1 to 1917 and encodes 638 amino acids. The transcript has a single exon.
AUGGCGAUCAAUAACGCGGAUGAUCUUGAAAAUGCUACAAUUCGGCCAGAAGACAUACCGAAAGCAGCAUUAGUGGGAAAACCUCUACUGGUGUUCACGUCGUGUUUUGUGAGCAUAUGUGUCUUUCUUUUUGGGUAUGACCAGGGGUAUUUCUCGUCGAUUUUGACGAAUGAACACUUUGAAGAGUACUAUGACAACCCCAGCUCCGUUCAGAUAGGUACGGUGGUGGCAAUUCUUGAAAUCGGAGCUCUUUUAUCUUCGCUCUCGCUCGGUCAUGUGGCUGAAAAGCUUGGCAGAAAGAGAACUACCAGAUUAGGCUCUUUUCUAUUCUGCAUUGGGGGCACAGUGCAGACUUUAUCGACAUCCUUUCACCAUCUAGGCUUCGGCCGGUUCAUAAGUGGUCUGGGUGUCGGCUUUUUGAGCGGGACUGCCCCGACCUAUAUGUCGGAAAUAGCCAGCCCGGAUAUAAGAGGACUGCUUGGCUCGGCACAGUUUACCGGCAACGUCUUGGGGUACUCGUCCUCAAUCUGGAUAGAUUACGGAUGCAGCUUCAUAGAUGGUGAUCUGUCAUUUAGGAUCCCGCUUGGAUUGCAGGUGGCAUUCGGUCUAGUGCUAUUUUUCGGCUCAUAUGCCUUAGUCGAGAGCCCCAGGUGGCUUUUAGAGCAUGGCCACGAUGUUGAGGGCCUUAUAGUCUUGGCAGAUCUUUUUGCACACGGGCAUGUGCAUGAUCCGGUGGCUGUGGAGGCCUAUAAGUCGAUUGAAGAGAGUGUUUUGAUUGGCAGACUUGAAGGAAAGCUCACCUAUUGGCAGUCCAUUAGGCGAUAUCCCAAGCGUAUUUUUGUUGGUUGCAGUGCGCAGAUGUUCGCCCAGUUUAAUGGCAUCAAUGUGAUAUCGUACUAUGCACCACUUGUGUUUGAAGAGGCCGGGUGGCUCGGCAAGGAUGCCAUUCUUAUGACUGGCUACAAUUCCAUUCUUUAUCUUCUCUCAACACUCAUUCCCUGGUGGCUUUCCGAGUCAUGGGGAAGGAAGCCACUUCUCAUGCUGGGAAGCUGCUUCAUGGGUGUUGGGCUCGUAUUCAUUGCUGUUUUUACGAAAACGAGAGUUGCCACCAUGGUUGUUGUGUUUGUGAUGCUCUUUAACUCCAGUUUUGGCAUCAGUUGGGGCCCAAUUGGCUGGCUAAUCGGGCCAGAGGUCCUCCCCAAUAAGGCAAGAGCCUCGGGAGCAGCCUUGGCAACCGCCACAAACUGGCUUUGCAACUUCAUAGUGGGACAAUGUGCUCCCAUUCUUCUUGAGCUCAUUAGCUGGCGCCUUUACCUAAUUCAUGCCUUAAGUUGUGUCGUCUCCUUCAUUGUGGUCUGGUUUGUCUAUCCGGAGACCAAGGGCCUCUCUUUGGAGGACAUGGACUCCGUCUUCGGAGAUAAAUCAACUGCCUCCUCUAGAAUAUCCAGAAAUAACAGUGGCAGCAGCCACAAUUCCGUAUCGUCUCACACCUAUCAAACCUCCAUCAAGCAGUCUGACAUUGCUUCCUUUGCCUCAAGGCACAGUAAAGCAAUCCAGGCACGCACAAAUCCUACAGGUACGACACUUCUUCCAAACGAGAUCUCACCAAUGCUUGGAGCACAAGACUUCACGGCUGCUUCUGAAAGUUUCUUGCGCAAUCUCCCUCCUCACCAGCAAAAUGCAACCCAGGGAAGAAGAUGGGACCCUGCAGCAAGUCCGUUUAUUACUCCGGCAGAUCUUGAGCCGCCAGAUUUGAAGUCUGUGUACAAAUACAAGACUGAUGACUCCAGAUCUAUCCACAGCUCCAUAAAGAGGGGGAAGAAGGCCAUAUCGUCGGCUUUCCGCUUCUGGAAGAACGAUAACAACCAUUCUGACACGGAUGCCAUUUCAGAGCGUUUCCUCAGUGAUGAUGUAUGA